AUGCCAGUAUCUGUCUUUUUGAUUCAUGUUCCGGCCACUUCCUCCACUUCCUCCUCCUAUUCGGUCUUGAUAGAUGCUGGCCACAGAUCGCACGUCAAGUCACUCUCCUCGGCUCUAUCGACGCAUCUACGAUUACAUCCCGAAUUUCCUCUCAAAUACGUGUUUCUGACACAUGGUCAUCACGAACACACAGCCGCACUGCCGACGUUACUGUGUGAGUAUCCGGAGAUCAAAGUGGUAAUCGCUAGGGAUGAGUAUCCAUUCGUCGUCGAGGGAAAAAAGUACUGCGAAUGUAAUGGUGAUAGUCACAUAUUCCAGUUCUUUAAGAGACUUUUGCUCACAGAGAGUAAAGUUAAACUGGAGAAGGAGAACGUGAUAGUAAUCGAAUCAGGGGAAGAGGAGAAUACGAUAUUUGAAAAUGCUGUCAAGGUUGUUCGAACGAAUGGGCAUACUCCUGGUUCACUCUCGUUUCUUCACAUCCCAUCCAAUUCGCUUAUUUGUGGAGACGCUCUUAGGAACAUGGCUCUUCUGAGGUCACCGUCUCUAUCACUACAUGGAAAGGCAUUCACUGUUUCGGUAAGCGAUACGCGCAACACGGUGAAACAGAUAUCUGAGCGUCAAGAUGUAGACUAUAUUAUGCCAGCUCAUGAUCAUACCUUUGGCGGAGUGCCAAUAGAAAAGGUCAGAGAGCUUGCGAAUAGAUUGUAA
Molecule: messenger RNA, 708 nt
Organism: Paraglomus occultum
Lineage: Eukaryota; Fungi; Glomeromycota; Glomeromycetes; Paraglomerales; Paraglomeraceae
Source: the annotation of a GenBank genome assembly